Penicillium angulare is the source of this 1398-nucleotide messenger RNA. RefSeq lists its product as uncharacterized. The record is from RefSeq and is a predicted model, not a curated record. NCBI's taxonomy places the organism in Eukaryota, Fungi, Ascomycota, Eurotiomycetes, Eurotiales, Aspergillaceae. Bases 1 to 1398 code for a protein of 465 amino acids. The transcript has 3 exons.
AUGGCUGUUGAGGACACCCCUUUGUCAACCUUCAAUGUUUUCAAUCCAAGUACUAUUUCACUGCCCGACACAAAAACCUCGAAACCGGUACUUCUGGAGCCUUAUCAUGUGGACUUGCUCCCUGAAUACGGAUACUUGAGUCAAGAAUUCUUGAUUUCUGGGGUAGCUCAUGGCGAAUCAUUCUGCACGCGCCUGCUUCUUCGUCGUCCAGCAGAUGUUAGCAAGUUCUCUGGGUUUGUCGUUGAGGAGCCGUCUCAUUUGUGGGGUGGAACAAGCAUUUGGCGUCACAUCAAUCGCUGGCUUAUGCGCAAUGGCCAUGCUUGGUUAGAAGUUGAUUCACAGGCUCCAUCGGCUAUUGGUAAAAUCAAAAAUGUCGAUCCUAAAAGAUACGAACAAAUGCAUUUCAUUUCAGGCCCGACUUCAGAUGAAUUCGCCGACAGUAUUCCAUUCGUGACCGAUGUUUCCAAAGAGAUGCUGACGGAAACUUACAAUGCCUUUAAAGCCAAAUGGUGGCCCGCGACCUUGCAAUCCCCCGAGAUUCUGGCAGCUGCCUCCCACACUUUGAGAUCAGGACAAUUAGGCAUAAAUGCCCGUUGGGUCGUUCUCAGUGGGCUUUCUCAAACAGGUGGAGUCACAAGACGUUUUAUCACUCAUUGUUCGCACUUGCGCCUGCCAGAUGGCGCAUAUCCCUUUGAAGGUUAUAUUCCUUGCCAAUCUGGCGGUGGUGCGCUUCCGGAUUGUGCGUCUGCCAAAAUCAUUGAGCUGCUGGGAGAAUCGGAAUUUCCAUCUGUCCGGCUACCAUGUGGUGUGAGCGGGCAGGUAGAUGGUAUAUCUCACCGACGUCCGGACAGUGAUGGUUUUCGGUUGUACGAAAUUGCGGGAAUGGCUCAUCGCGAGUCCCGCUAUGCUUCAGCAAUUGAUCUGAAGCGUUGGUCUGUGGCUAAUCUCAAGGGAGCGAAAUGGAGUACCUUUGCGAACUCUUUUAUCUAUCAUGCUGUCUUUGAGUCCAUGUUCACCUGGGUUUCCAGAGACAUGGCUCCACCGGCUAGCUCUUACAUUGAGGUCAUUGGAGAGACGGAUGAGAUCAGGCGGGACGAUCAUGGGAAUGCAAUGGGUGGCGUGCGAACUCUACAUACGGAUGCUCCGCUAUCCCGACUUGUCGCUGCAACACCGAAAGGCCGACCAAAUUGGUACUGGGGUAGCGCUAACAUUGUCCCAACUGCAGGGUCUGAAUGGACAUUCUCGGAAGACAAGUUGCGUAGUAUCUAUGGAUCGGAUUUAUCGUAUCGAUUGCAGGCUGGUACUGCUGUUGCAAGCCAGGUUCAAUCAGGCUUCUUGCUUCCAGUAGAUGCAGAGGUCCUUCGUCGGGAAACAGUGGAAAUGGUGAGCUUCUCAUAA